Molecule: messenger RNA, 1098 nt
Organism: Lachancea fermentati
Lineage: Eukaryota; Fungi; Ascomycota; Saccharomycetes; Saccharomycetales; Saccharomycetaceae
Source: the annotation of a GenBank genome assembly
AUGCGGUUUAACAGGCCCAAAAUCACAUAUUUUCGACUCAAUAGAUUUUGCGUGCCGGUUAUUGUUUUCGCACUCAUAAUUUAUGCCACUUGGGCAUAUUGUCACAAGUUUUGCUAUGAUCAGGUAUAUGUUGCAUUGAACCAUAAAUCGAUUGCCAUCGGAUUGAUAGUUGCCGAAAUCAUUUUAGCGCUUUUAGUAUUUGGAAUAUGGCUGCAACUGGUACUAAUAGGGCCUGGGAAACAGCCGCGAGUGCCACCGUUUAGAAUAGUGCAGGACCUUGGAGAAGAGAUCAGCAGUAUAGACGACGAAAAACCACUUUCAUCUAUUAUUCCGCCCGACGUUUAUCAAUGUGACCCUCAAGGGUAUCCUAUCUGGUGUAGCACAUGCCAAAGUCUAAAAAUGGAGCGGACACAUCACUCUUCGACUUUGGGUUAUUGCAUUUCUCGUUUUGAUCACUAUUGUGUAUGGAUUGGGACCGUAGUUGGGAGGAAAAACUACAGGCUCUUCAUACAAUUUAACUUGUAUUGUGACAUGUUGUUUUGCUUGAUUAUUAUUUCCAUUUGCUGCUAUUUACCUCGUAUUGUACACCAACACAAACGAUUGCCACAAGUCAAUCCGAAUAUUUUAAUUACAUUGGGUCUAGACUGUGUAGGUUUUUUGAUGGUUACACCGUUGCUUCUCUCUCACAUUUAUUAUAUGAUGACUAAUAGAACUUCAAUUGAAAUACUUGCAACAAAACGUCAUGCUAAAGCUACUCAGACGUGGUUUUGUUACUAUAAUGCAGUUGACGGGUACCGGUAUGUCGUGGAGUUUCUUCCCCGCGAAAUGCAAGAUUUCUGGAAUAAGCACAAGAUACUUAUCAACAUCAAGGAGUUUUUAGGUCAAAACGCAUUUAUGUGGUUAAUUCCUAUUGGUAGCAAUAUUGAAGACCAUGAUGCUAUCACAACGAAUUUCGAUGACAUUUUAGGGCCCUAUAGGGAAACCAUAAGUCAACGAUUUAGGGAAAUCAUCGAGCACAAAAUUGAGAAGGGUGAGUAUGUUAAGUCAAUGCGCGUCUACGGGGACAGAUGCAGGGAUACAUUAGAUCAUAGCGUGUAA